CAUGGCCACAGCCGUGGGGGGCUCACACGUGGGUGCAGGGAAAAAGCUGAAAAAUUCGCUGAAGAAGAAGAAGAUGAAAAUGGUAGCUAGGGCAGUAGCUUCGGAGUUGGAAGAUGAGGGCAAAGACGCUACUGACAGUGGAGGUUCUGUAGGAAGUUGUGAAUCAGAAAAGGAUCACUUUUCUUCAGAUGAUGAAUCAGUGGGAGCUGACAAUGAAGAUGAAGUUGAACCCUGUGGCAAUGGAAAUGAACAUACAGCCGAAGUUAGAGUUGGAAUUAACGUGGGCUGGGCGGAUGCCAUGGCUAAAAUUCUUAAAAAGAAAACUCCUAAAAGUAAGUCUACUAUUCUGGUCAAAAACAGAGAGCUGGAAAAGGAAAAAGAAAAGUUAAAGCAAGAGAGACUAGAGAAGAGAAAACAGCUUGGUAAGAAGCGGGAAUGGGAAAUGUGCAGAGUAAAGCCAGAUGUUGUCAAAGACAAAGAAACAGAGAGAAAUCUUCAGAGAAUUGCAACAAGGGGUGUGGUACAGUUAUUUAACGCCAUGCAGAAGCACCAAAAGAACGUUGAUGAAAAGGUUAAAGAAGCUGGAAGUUCUAUUAGAAAACGUGCUAAGUUGAUAUCAACUGUUUCCAAGAAAGAUUUCAUCAGUGUUCUGAGAGGGAUGGAUACAAGUACAAAUGAGAAAAGUUCGACUGGAAAGAACUUGAAAGCCAAACAGACUGAAGUGAAAUCAGAAGAGGGCCCUGGAUGGACAAUCUUACAUGAUGAUUUCAUGAUGGGAGCAUCCAUGAAAGACUGGGACAAAAAGAGUGAUGACGCGGAUAACCAGUGAGCCAGGGUCUG
Lontra canadensis (Northern American river otter) is the source of this 840-nucleotide messenger RNA. Its product is annotated as RRP15-like protein. The coding region runs from base 2 to 829 and encodes 275 amino acids. Gene Ontology annotation, biological process: maturation of 5.8S rRNA; maturation of LSU-rRNA. The record is from RefSeq and is a predicted model, not a curated record. NCBI's taxonomy places the organism in Eukaryota, Metazoa, Chordata, Mammalia, Carnivora, Mustelidae. The transcript has a single exon. Gene Ontology annotation, cellular component: preribosome, large subunit precursor.